AUGUGUAAUGUUGCAGACAGUGAUGUCAUCACUGCACAUCACCAGUACACUUACUGUAAUGGAGGGAGCACACUCACUGUUUGGGGUCAGAAUGAUGAUGUUUUCAGAGCUGGGGUGAGUCAGCACCAGGCCAGUUUACCCCCAGGGACUCAAUGUGUAAUUCACAAGUCCACGUCUUGUCUAUUCCACCUGCUGCUGUUGACUGAGCUGUUGGUCCAUUCCUCAUCUCAUCCCGUCCACAGUUCGCCCACGUGUAGAGAUUUUAUCUCAAUGAACCAUCAGAUUCACAGUUUGGCGAACUUAUCCAAAAAACUCCAUGAUUUGUCUGAUGAUGAACUGAAAAGGAUUGCCCCUUUAGAAAACAGACUGGAAAGUCUUCCUAAGUUACCUCAUUCAGCGAAUCUGUGUUUUAUGUCCUUGCAGGUUGACGAGUUAUACUCUCAGUUGUAUGUGUACAGCGAGUCCUUCAGAUUUCAUGUAGACUGGCUAAAAACUGCAAAGGAAAAUGACAGUUUGCCCUUUGAAGCAGUUGAGGGCGCCAGCCGUCACCUCAGGCACCUUUCCGACGACUUCCGAAGGUCUCUUCAACAUAUCAAUCAAGAGGUUCCACAGCUGACGGCUCCCUGCUUCCCUGCCGUGCAAAACACAUUCGAUGUUAACAGAUUCGCCGUAGAAAUCUCCGAACGGUUACACGUCUUCUGUCAUUUUUUAAAACCUGUGUUACGGUACUUACAAAUACAGUCCAACUGCAAAAAACAUUAG
Molecule: messenger RNA, 762 nt
Organism: Melanotaenia boesemani (Boeseman's rainbowfish)
Lineage: Eukaryota; Metazoa; Chordata; Actinopteri; Atheriniformes; Melanotaeniidae
Exons: 5
Coding region: 1-762 (253 amino acids)
Biological process (GO): positive regulation of MAPK cascade; positive regulation of cell population proliferation
Cellular component (GO): cytoplasm
Molecular function (GO): growth factor activity; cytokine activity
Source: RefSeq, a predicted model, not a curated record